AUCCAGCAAAACACACUAGUACACAACAUUUCUAGCAAUAUAUACUUAACCAUGAAGCCAGUGCUACUUCUUACACUCUCCUUCCUCCCCCUCUUUGCUUUCUUAACUAACCUUCCAUUAGCUUUCUCAAAUGAAGUUGAACAAGUUGUGGAUACCAAAGGCAAGCCCAUUUUCCCUGGUGCUACAUACUACAUUAUGCCAGCAUUAUUUGGGGCAGCUGGUGGUGGAGUGAAACUUGGCAAGACUGCAAACUCAAGGUGCCCAGUUACUGUUUUGCAAGACUUUUCAGAAGUGGUUCGUGGUCUUCCAGUGAGAUUCAAGAUACCUGGAAUAAGCCCUGGCAUCAUCUUUACAGGUACCCCACUGGAAAUUGAGUUUGCAUGGAAGCCAGGGUGUGCUGAAUCCUCGAAAUGGGUGGUGUUUGUGGACAAUGAAAUUGAAAAGGCAUGUGUGGGAAUUGGUGGUCCUGAAGAUCAUCCAGGGCAACAAACCCGUAGUGGCACAUUCCACAUUGAGAAAUACAAUUUUGGAUAUAAGCUUGUGUUUUGUAUCAAUGGCUCUUCCGUUUGUUUGGAUAUUGGGAGGUUUGAUGCUAACAAUGGUGAGAGUGGAAGACGGUUGAAUCUCACUGAGCAUGAGGCCUUCGACCUUGUUUUCGUAGAGGCUUCUGACUAUGAAGAAAUAAUUAAGUCUGUAGUUUGAAUCAAAUGUCUCAGCUAGAUAUAUAGCAUUGAGUGAAUGUAAUAUCAUACGUUGUUGUUGUGACAUGCAUUAACUCAAUCUGCUCUUAGUUGCUAACAGCUAGCUAGAACCUUAGUAUGCAGCCAUUGAAUAAGUGAAAUAAUAUGGUUGUGAUUUCUCACUUCA
This is a messenger RNA of Cajanus cajan (pigeon pea), 867 nucleotides long. Its product is annotated as kunitz-type trypsin inhibitor-like 2 protein. The record is from RefSeq and is a predicted model, not a curated record. Gene Ontology annotation, molecular function: endopeptidase inhibitor activity. Lineage: Eukaryota; Viridiplantae; Streptophyta; Magnoliopsida; Fabales; Fabaceae.